AAUCUCAAUCUUAACUCACUGAAAUCAUGGUUAUUCUGAUAUUACUUUAUUUAGACUGAGAAAUAAACUCACGAUAAAUGCUCGUAACAUUUACCAUGAGAUUGAAAGAUAAGAUCAUGAUAAUGGAGAAACAAUCAAACAUCAAGUAUCAAGAUCAUCAGCUCCCGAUGAUAAUAAAUGUUUCCUUUGAUUGAGAAAAAAGAAUAAUAAAAAAAAACUCAAAAAGUAGGUCAACAAAUUCAAGCCACUUCAAGUUCAUCAACUCUUACGUAGUCAUUAUAUUGACCAUUAGGUGACCUUUAACUUUGCCCAAGGACAGAAUUUCCAAAUCUCCAAUCACAAGAAAAGGAAAAAUAUUAAAAUGAGAACAAAUCGAACUGAAAAGUUCAGAAUUAAUGUCGAAAAAAACAAUCAAUAUUCAUAUGAUUCCAAAUGUUAUCAUUUAGUAGUAUCCGAGGUGGAAAAAAACUGAAUUUGUCUUGAAAUCAAAUGAAAUUUUCAUGAGAAGUUCAUUCAUUCAAAAAACAUAAAGAAUAUAACUUUAUAUUUCUUUUGGGAUUCGAUGGUCACCUCAGUUUCUCUUAAUUUCGAUAUUGUGUUUACGAAAUACGAAACCGUUGCAACUGUGAUAUAAAAAAAAAGAAAGACAACAAAAGUGAUGGAAAGAGGAAGAAAACAAAAGAGAAAAACUCUGAAGAGAAAGAGAAGAUAAAAGGAAGAUGAUGAUAGUAUCAAUCGAUAAUCAUUAGAGUGGGAAAAAAAGAAUAAAAGAAAACUGGUCAUUCUUUAUUAUUCUCAUUUCUCCAAAUGUCCAGUAGCAAAGUAAAUAACAUGAAAAGAUUCUAACUGAAGAAAUUACAUCAUCACCUUUUACCUGUAUUAUCUUCAUCUUCAUCUUCAUCCUUCAUGAUCAAUAAGAACCGAUUCAAGUUUCAUGUUACUAAAUGAAUCAGAAUGAAAACUUUAACCUUUAUCAUUAACUUUUAUCACAACUUAUUGAUCAACAAUUAGAAGGUUAUUAAAUUGUGCUUACAAAGUUAAUCUGACCAUUGAUCUUUAGUCCUAAUUCAUGGUUAUCACAAUUAAGGUGAAAACAGCUGAUUAAAGCUAUUUGUAUAUCUUCAGCCUGAGUCUACAAGGAUUCAUGGUAGAUGUCACCAUGAACGUUUGAUUAACUCCAGAAAAUAUUAUCUAUCUUUUUUUUCACUCCAAAGUAAAUAAGUUUAUGGGAAUAAUUUAUCAUGAAUGAUAAUAUAAAAAGGGAAUUAACAUUUCCAUAAAUAUGAUCAAAGUGAUGGAGAUGAAGAUGAAGAUGAUCAAAUAACAGAAGCAAUAAGUAAGUUAUGUUGAUCAAUCGAUGAAUAGAUGUUAAGAUAAAGAGUCGAUUCUAAUAAUAUGAUUAAUAUUAAAUCUUUUUUACUGAAGAAUGGAAAAUGAAAUUAAUUUUCUUAUUGACGUACAAAUGUUAUUAUCAACAUGGUUUUCAUGAUAAUCAUCACAAGAUAAUGAUAAUAAAAGGUUUUAGCGUUAAUAAAAUGAGGUAAGAAACUGUGAGAAUUGAAGAUUUUAUCAGUUUAUCACCAGCAGAACAUGAAACUGGGGCAAGGUUUUUUUUCUCCUUCUUAUUUCAUCAUGUUAACAUUUUCUUUAUCAAAAAAAAGAGAAAAAUUUCUACAGAAUAAUUUUAACUCCCUGUGAGUGAGGAUUGGGAGAGUAGUGGUGAAGUUGGAUGACUAUGGAGUGGGAGCCAGGGAGUAUAAAUUGAUAGGAUAAACUGGAAAGGUAUUGAAGUAUGAAUUUGUGUGUGAGCAUUGACGUCAUAAUUUCAUGUCUCUCUCAGUCUUUUCCCCUGAAUUAUGCAUCUUCCUCAACUGAAAAUCCAGGUUAAAUGUAUAGUUGCCAAGGAGAAUCUCCUGAAUUUUUUUCUUCUCAUUCUUUAUCUCAUCCCGAGAUAUUAUCAAUAGAUAUUAUCAUCAUCCACCUAUUAUGAUUCAAAUUUGUUCAGAUAAAAAUACGCCAAGCCCAUUGUCAUAUUCAUUUCAAGGCUUUUCAAUGUUCAUCAUGUCCAAAUAUAUUGUUAUAAUAUCUUAAUAUCCUUUUGAUCUGAAGAUGAGUUUCCAUCAUGUAUUAAUCAUGGUUUGAUAGAUAAACUUAUCAAGUUAAUCGCAACCUAAUCUUUGACCUAUUUUCGUCCAACGUAAAAUUAAUUGUCACUUAUAACUCUUGGGAUACUUUUCAAUAUUCAGAUUCCAAUGUCAAAAUUUUAUCUCAGCCUGAUUCUGAUGCUUUAAUUUCAAGGUUUCAUGUUUUUUCAUUCACUUCUUACUACUGGUCAAUGUUUUUGUUGACCAUUUGUUUUAGUUUUCUCUUUUUUUUGAACAAUUGAGAAACUUUAAUGUAACUUAAUUGAUAUCGAGCUGUUCAGGAUAAGUAAGUGAGGUUUAAAAUCGCCUGAGGGUAAAUUGCCUGUCAGAACAGUUUCUAUGGUAGUUGACAUUAUCUUCAUGAUUGGAAUAUACAAGAAUUGCUCAGGAAAAUUGUUUGAGAGCAAAAAAAAAACGAUAAUAACUUUUGAUGGAUUAGGUUUCAGGUUAAAUGAUUGAUGUAAACAGAUUUAACCAGUAAGAUUAGUUGGAAAGCAAUGAAGAGGUGACAGUUCUGUAUAUUAUGAAGAUUCUCAUGAUGAUGGAACUGAAUAAAUCUUGAUUGUAUGAGAAAGUAGGGGAAUUCCAGUAGCAUAAAGUGAUCAUCAUUUUGUAGCUUCUGAAUGAGUCAAAAGAUGGAAACAGUUUGUUCAAGAUCAACAUGGUGUUUCAUUAUUUCCAUGCAUUUCUAAUAUUAUAUCUCGUAUUUGUCUCCAUCCUCAUCAUCUAGUGCUCUUCCACCCGCAUCCUUGAUCCCUCAUCUCUCACUUUGCUUGAAAACAAAACCUACGAUUAACUAUUUAAACUGAUGAACCUCUAAGAUGUAAACUCGGUUAUCUAACUGUAUUCAUGUUCACUGAAUUGUUCAGGUUCUCCCUGAGUUAUCAUGUUGAAGAUUUUUCAUCAUCAUAAUGUUCAUAUCUUGAUAACUUUUUCUUUGUUUACUAUUAAUAUUGCAUCAGAUUAAAUGAUGCUUAUCAUCAUCAGGGUAGAUUCAGAAUUUCUUCAGAGUAAAAGCAAAGUUCAUUGAGAAAAUAAGAAAAGAAGAUAUUUUUUUCAUCCAACCUCAAAGCUCAUUUUGUUUAUUAUUAUUUUGUAAUCACCGUGAUAAAGAUGAUAAACAAUUUCACCAUCUUAUGGGAAGGUAAUUAACAGGGGAAAUUAUCAUUAUGAUGAUUAUAAGGAUCAGAAAAAGUUCAGGCAUAGAAUCAGCUAUAAGUAGGUUUACUUUUUCGUAAUGAAAUUUGCUUGAAAUUUAUUUCAAUUAUCAUGAUAAUUUGCUUGUAAAUUAAUGAUUCGGAUAAAAAAUUUUCAAUUUCAAAUCAAUUACUCAAAAUUCAUUUUAAACACAGGAAAUGAAAUUCAUAAUAUUAAAUACAAGCAAAUGUAUUGAAUGAACCUUCAUGUUCACAUGGUUACUCAACUCUAGAAUGAUAAAAAAUUGAACAAUUGGUUUGAAAUUUUAUCUUCAAGUAAUAUUUUAUCUUCCUCUUCAUCCAAUGAAUUUAUCAUGAGACUCAUGUUUACGAUGAAUAUUUAAUAACUCGGAUGAACACAUGAAAUCAUUGAAAGCAAAUAAAUGUUGGCAAAAUUUUCCUUAACCCAUUCAAACAAUAAUCUAAAUCACCAGAAAUGAACAACUAAAAUUAAGAGACAAAGAUUAUCUCCAAGUAGUUAUGCAAAGACCUGGUCUGGGCCAAGCGUCCAUACUGGACCAACAUACUCGACCCACUUUUUGGAGGAAAAUUCAAAUUUUUUAAAACAGUAUAAAAGAGGAUACGAUGAAACAUAACAUGAUUUUACGAAUCAUCAUUUUCUCAUGACAGCUGAUGACAGAUCUGGACCAUUGAAGAUGAUACUGAGAUAUAUUCGCAGGUAUUUAAAUGUUCGUACCCGUCACUUCCAGAAUUGGAUUAAUAGAACCAUAAACACUGCUAUACAGCGUAUUGAAAUGGCUGAUGAAUUGAGAGAUCAACUUGAAGCCACUGGAAAAAGGAAUCAGACAUUUAAAGAGAAUAAUGAAAGAUUAUCCAAGGAAAUAGAUGAUCUGGCUGAAGAGUUAGAGGAAUCCGCCGACAUAAUAGAUGGUUAUACAGAUUCUAUCAAUUCAUUAAAUGAUAGAAGUUUGAAGACCGAAAUUAUCGAAGAUAAGAAAUAUAAUGAGUAUCUACUCAUUCGUCUUGAGAGAUACACCGGUCUUCCCAAAGACGAUUUUUCUGAAAGAUACAAUAAGUGGUGUGAAGUUAAAACACAAGAAAAUGAGCGGAAAGAAUCAGAAGAGAGACGUCAAAAAAGAGCCAGAGGGCUUUAAUUUUCAAAUAAAUAUAGCUAUUUAGCUUAUUUCUGCUUAAAUGUAUGUUUAAAUCAUUUCAAAUUUCGUGUCAAAAAAUAUCAAAAAUUUGGUUCAGAAAGUUUGGUCCAGUAUGGACGCUUGGCCCAGACCCGAUCUUUUUAUAACUACUUCUUCAUGAUUAAUUGAUUGAUUGAUCGGUUAGAUUUAAGUGUGGCAAUAUCAUCAAUAAGAAAAUUCAAUGAUAAAUCUGAGACUCAUUUUCUCUUCAGAGAUUGAGAAACUGAAUUACCAUUAAAAUAUUGAUUUUAUUGCAAAAUUUUUACUCAUAAAAAUCAUCAGUUACCAAUAUGAGUUUCAUUUAUCCCAAUUACAAUUACAAAUAUCCAAAUUUCUAUGAAGUAUUUCAGGAUAAGUCUCCUUAAA
Molecule: messenger RNA, 4860 nt
Organism: Panonychus citri (citrus red mite)
Lineage: Eukaryota; Metazoa; Arthropoda; Arachnida; Trombidiformes; Tetranychidae
Exons: 2
Coding region: 3964-4455 (163 amino acids)
Source: RefSeq, a predicted model, not a curated record